UGUCUUCUCAAAUUCUCUCUUCUCUUCCCCUCUCUCUUCUGUCUGAUCUCCCUUUUGUUAAACCCUUCUUCUCUUCAAUCAAAUUUUCUUUCUUUCUUGUUCCUUUGGUUUAGGCUUUAAAGUUAGGCAUCUAUGGAGACCCACUCAGAGGGUAACAACCAAGACAGCGUAGGUCGAAUGAAGAAUCUCCAAUCUCGAAUGGAGUCCCAACACAACACCCAUCUCGACCUCCUCGCUUCUCUCCAGACCCAAGUCCCAAACAUCGUUUCCUCCCUCGAUCUCUCUCUCAAAGUCGUCUCCCUUUUCAACAACAGACCUUUCACUCCCACACCUUGUCUCCCAAACCCCAACCCCAUCAAACCCACAAAGCCCACCAAAUUGCCCACCAAUGCUCAAAACGCAGCGACUGCGUUAAACCCUGUUGGGAAAUCUGAGAGUGAGAGGUUUAGUCCUGGUUCUGAUGAGAGUGGGAGUCCGUCAGCUUUAGUGAGGUCUAUGGUGGCUGUUUGUUUGUUGGGGAGAGUACCCUUUACGCCUAUAGACUCGUCCACGGUGUUGAGGAAGUUGGAGAAUGACCAGAAUGCGACCGCGGCUGAGAAAGCUGCGUUGAGAGAGUUGGGUGGUGAUUCUGGGGCUAUAUCGGCUGUAGAGAUGGCGUUGAGUUCAAUGGCUAAGGAUAUUGAUGGGUUUGAGUUAGGGGAUUUCGAAGUGAGUGGAAAAUCUAGAGUCAUGGUUUUGUCAAUUGGUAAGCUUAUGAGAGAAUUGCCUGAGAGUAAGCAGUUUCAGGAAAAUAUGAGUUUGAGUGAUGGGAAUGUGAAUAAUGGUGGAGGAGUGUUCGGAGGGCAUGUGCAAAGGGGGGCAAUGCAAGAUAUGUGGAUGGGGCCGGGUGGGCCGUCGCAUUUGGGUGGUAUGCAGCCAGGUGGGAUAAUGGGGUCAAGGGGUCCUAGAGGUAUGGGGAUGAUGGGGAUGGGUAGAGGGGUUGGUGUGCAUCCAAUGCAUAGGCCGAGUACACCAUUGCCGAUUGGUGGUGGUGGGGUGAAUACUGCAAUGCUGCAGAAGCCUAGGACUGAAGAGGAUGACAUGAAGGAUCUUGAGGCUUUGUUGAAGAAGAAGUCUUUUAUGGAGUUGCAGAAAUCAAAGACUGGUGAGGAGCUUUUGGACCUCAUUCACCGCCCCACUGCUAGGGAAACUGCUGUAGCUGAAAAGUUUAAAACCAUAGGUGGUCCAAACCUGAAGGAGUACUGUACAUCCCUAACAAAAGAGGAUUGCCGGCGUCAAACUGGUUCCUUUAUGGCGUGUGAGAAGGUUCAUUUUCGGCGAAUCAUUGCCCCACAUACUGACAUCAAUUUAGGGGACUGCUCUUUUCUAGAUACUUGUCGUCACAUGAAGACAUGCAAAUAUGUUCAUUACGAGAUAGACCAAAUGCCAGAUGUGCUUCCUCCUCCCAAACCACUAAAGCGUGCUGAAUAUUGUUCAGAAGUUGAACUUGGUGAACCACAAUGGAUUAAUUGUGAUAUCCGUUCAUUUAGAAUGGACAUUUUAGGGCAAUUUGGAGUUAUAAUGGCAGAUCCACCAUGGGACAUUCAUAUGGAAUUGCCUUAUGGAACGAUGGCUGAUGAUGAAAUGCGCACUCUGAAUGUUCCUGCAUUGCAGACUGAUGGACUAAUUUUUCUAUGGGUCACUGGACGUGCAAUGGAACUUGGACGUGAAUGUUUAGAACUUUGGGGGUACAAGCGUGUCGAGGAGAUCAUUUGGGUGAAGACUAAUCAACUUCAGCGAAUAAUUAGAACAGGAAGGACAGGCCACUGGCUAAAUCACAGUAAGGAGCAUUGCCUUGUUGGAAUAAAGGGAAAUCCAGAAGUAAAUAGGAAUAUUGAUACUGAUGUCAUUGUUGCUGAGGUUCGAGAGACAAGCCGUAAGCCAGAUGAGAUGUACCCCAUGCUGGAGAGGAUAAGUCCUAGGACAAGAAAGCUGGAAUUGUUUGCCCGCAUGCACAACACUCAUGCAGGAUGGAUGUCACUUGGUAAUCAAUUGCGUGGAGUACGUUUAGUUGAUGAAGGUCUGCGAGCAAGGUUCAAGGCUGCUUACCCUGAAGAGGAGGUGCAGCCCGUUUCCCCUCCCAGAGCUUCUGCUAUGGAAGUAGACUCUGGUCCUGCCGCUCAAAUGAGGAAUCCCUUUGCAACAGCUGACUCGAAGUCCACAUCUGCCCAUUUCACAGAAUCUGCAGUUCAAUAAACACCUAGGCAGUAUGGACACUUCAUUUAGGAUGUUGUACCCAUGUUGUAUCCGUAUCAUACCUAUAUCAUGCAGGUGUCAUACCAGUCAUUUUAUGUUAUAAUAUUUCAAAAAUUACUCAUGUCACCAUAUCGUACCCGUGUCCAUGUCCGUGCUUCUUAGAUAAACACUCUAUCUAUGCUACUUCGGAAGAGAAACUAACAGUGGAAUGACCAUUGAUGUUGGCAUGGUGAGCUGAGGAAUCAACAGUUCCAUCAUAACUCAAUCAAACAGCAUUUAAUUGCCACAUGCAUGGUUAGCUCUUAGAGAUCUAGAGGAAUUCACCUUUUAAUGUUAAAUUUUUCAUGCACGUUCCUUGCUUUUUUGGUAGAAAGCACAAGAAACCCUUCCUGAUUUACUCAGGUCUUUUUUAUAUCAGGCUACGUGUAAAUUGUAUUGAUAAGAGCAUGUAAAAUUAACAUUUAUUCUGGGCAUUGAGAAAGUAUCUCAUAGCUUUCAAUUUCUUGUUACCAAUUGACUUUUGAUUUUAUUU
This is a messenger RNA of Quercus lobata, 2767 nucleotides long. RefSeq names its product mRNAadenosine methylase (gene MTA). Gene Ontology annotation, cellular component: RNA N6-methyladenosine methyltransferase complex; nucleus. The record is from RefSeq and is a predicted model, not a curated record. Gene Ontology annotation, molecular function: methyltransferase activity. The transcript is spliced from 7 exons. Gene Ontology annotation, biological process: mRNA modification. Bases 133 to 2235 code for a protein of 700 amino acids. Lineage: Eukaryota; Viridiplantae; Streptophyta; Magnoliopsida; Fagales; Fagaceae.